Molecule: messenger RNA, 1381 nt
Organism: Castor canadensis (American beaver)
Lineage: Eukaryota; Metazoa; Chordata; Mammalia; Rodentia; Castoridae
Source: RefSeq, a predicted model, not a curated record
AUGAGUAGUAAUGGUGACACUAUCAGGCCGGGGCCCAGGCCAUUCCAUGCCUUUCACUCCAUGUGCAUGGACCGAAGUUGCCCCCGUCCUGUGUACUUAUCAGCAGGAUCUAGAUUUCUCAUCACAUCCACGGGAGCCUUGUAUAUUAAAGACGUGCAGAACGAAGAUGGGUUGUAUAACUACCGCUGCAUCACACGGCACAGAUACACUGGAGAGACGAGGCAGAGCAACAGCGCAAGACUGUUCGUGUCAGACCCAGCCAACUCAGCUCCAUCCAUCCUGGAUGGAUUUGACCAUCGCAAAGCCAUGGCCGGGCAGCGUGUGGAGUUGCCUUGCAAAGCGCUCGGGCACCCUGAGCCAGACUACCGCUGGCUAAAAGACAACAUGCCCCUAGAACUUUCUGGAAGGUUCCAAAAGACAGUGACGGGGCUGCUCAUUGAAAACACCCGGCCCUCAGACUCAGGCAGUUACGUGUGUGAAGUCUCCAACCGAUAUGGAACUGCUAAGGUGAUUGGCCGCCUGUACGUGAAACAGCCACUGAAAGCUACCAUCAGUCCCAGGAAGGUUAAAAGCAGCGUGGGGAGCCAGGUUUCCUUGUCCUGCAGCGUGACAGGAACCGAGGACCAGGAACUCUCCUGGUACCGAAAUGGCGAAAUCCUCAACCCUGGGAAAAAUGUGAGGAUCACAGGGAUCAACCAUGAAAACCUUAUCAUGGAUCACAUGGUCAAAAGUGACGGAGGCGCGUACCAAUGCUUCGUGCGCAAGGACAAGCUGUCCGCUCAAGACUAUGUGCAGGUGGUCCUUGAAGAUGGAACUCCCAAAAUCAUUUCUGCCUUCAGUGAGAAGGUGGUGAGUCCUGCAGAGCCCGUGUCCCUUAUGUGCAGUGUGAAGGGAACGCCCCUGCCAACCAUCACAUGGACCCUGGACGACGAUCCAAUCCUCAAGGGUGGAGGUCACCGAAUCAGCCAGAUGAUCACCUCAGAGGGGAACGUGGUCAGCUACCUGAACAUCUCCAGCUCUCAGGUCCGGGACGGGGGUGUCUACCGCUGCACGGCCAACAACUCAGCUGGAGUCGUCCUGUACCAGGCUCGAAUAAACGUAAGAGGGCCUGCAAGCAUUCGACCAAUGAAAAAUAUCACAGCCAUAGCAGGACGGGACACAUACAUUCACUGUCGUGUGAUUGGCUAUCCAUAUUACUCCAUCAAAUGGUACAAGAACUCUAAUCUGCUUCCUUUCAACCACCGCCAGGUGGCAUUUGAGAACAACGGGACUCUAAAGCUGUCAGAUGUGCAGAAAGAAGUGGAUGAGGGCGAGUACACAUGCAAUGUGUUGGUUCAACCACAGCUUUCCACCAGCCAGAGUGUCCACGUGACGGUGAAAG